Molecule: messenger RNA, 1464 nt
Organism: Brassica napus (rape)
Lineage: Eukaryota; Viridiplantae; Streptophyta; Magnoliopsida; Brassicales; Brassicaceae
Exons: 1
Coding region: 1-1464 (487 amino acids)
Source: RefSeq, a predicted model, not a curated record
AUGGAGGGCCGUGUGGUGGGUACAGACCUUGGUCUGGGGAGGUUCCAGUUUGAUUUCGAACAAGAAGAGGAUAUCACGGAGGUUCUGAAGAUGGUGCCGUAUCAUUUUGAUUUCUGGAUGGUGUCUUUAGUGAGGUGGAAGCCGGUUUUAGAACCAAACUAUCCCACUAAGAUCACGUUUUGGGUGAGAGUUUUGGAUAUCCCUCUUCAGUUCAGGGCAGCUCAGAUUUUUCAGAGCGUGGGGGAGGCGAUUGGUCAGGUUCAGGGCCAGGUCGAUAUUGUGGAGGGACGGGUUCGAGUGGAGAUCGAUGGCUUUAAACCUUUGGUGUUCUCUAUGGAUAUUGAGUUUGAGGAAGGGGUGGAGAUAAAGGUGGCGCUCCGAUAUGAGAAGCUUUAUGGGUACUGCACUGAAUGCUUUUGCUUGACUCAUGAAUAUUCCUGUUGCCCGCGGCUGCAUAAGGAGGAGCUUCCAGGUGCAGGUGUGGGAAGAUCAGAUGGUGAAGGGGCUCAGGCAGUAAGCUAUAAGGCAGUGGUGGCACACGGUAGCGGCAAACUGAGCGGUGAACGUCGAGAGCAAACUCGUUCACAAAACAUCAGAGGUGGUGAUAAGGGCAAAGGUAUUGCGUAUGAGAAACAUGGGAGCUCCAAGCAAGACGGGCCUUUUCAUCCUUAUAAGGGAAAGUUCACUAGAGGUGUUGGUGAUGGGUCCUCACUAAAUGGUAGGGGUUCCGGAUAUGGAGAUAGGAGACGUGGUAUGCAGUCUCGUGGUCCUCAGCCUAGGGGGAUGGUACAUCGGGGCCAGCAACUUGCUUCUGUUGCGGAAGGAGAACAGCAGCUACCUGAUCCCACAAAACUGAUGUUCGAUGCUUUCAAAGGGGUGGGUAAGUAUUUAAGAGAGGAAGGCCCAAUAGGGGCUGAGGCGGAAGCCAGUGGUGGGAAUAAUAAAGCACGUAAGGCGCUUUUGUUUGAAGAGACUACUGCUGGGCAUGAUCUCGUUUCUACUGGAGAGGGAGUGGAGCAUGCUGGAAAUCUGGUGUUGAAGAUGCAGAGUGAGGAUGAUGAUGCAGUGAAGAAGGAUGAUGAGAGGGCCUUGCACAAACAGGCGUUGGAUGAGGCUAAUAUGAUGUUAGAGGGCGAGCUUCUCUCUGACUCAGAGCUUCUGUUAGAGGAGGGAGAGGAACUAGAGGACUGGGAGCAUGGCGAGAUCACUGAUGGUAUGGAAGAGGAAGAACAUGUUGGUGAAGGAGUAGAGGAGGGGGAGCAAGCUGUUCUGGAGGCUGAUGCUGGCGAGACUGAUGUGGCUGAUCCAGGAAAGGCUCCUUUGAAGAAAGGUGUUAAGGCGGGGAAUGGGGGAGCUCCAAAGAAGCGGUCAGGGCCAGGUUUCGUCUCUCCACGUAAGAAGCUCCUUGCUAAGGUGGCUAAGGCUGGAGAUAAAGGAGCUAAGAAGGCCUCAAAUAAGCCAUAG